Messenger RNA from Chanos chanos (milkfish), 3408 nucleotides. RefSeq names its product tumor protein p53 inducible nuclear protein 1 (gene tp53inp1). NCBI's taxonomy places the organism in Eukaryota, Metazoa, Chordata, Actinopteri, Gonorynchiformes, Chanidae. The transcript is spliced from 4 exons. Gene Ontology annotation, cellular component: autophagosome; nucleus. Gene Ontology annotation, biological process: autophagosome assembly; positive regulation of DNA-templated transcription. Bases 378 to 1106 code for a protein of 242 amino acids. The record is from RefSeq and is a predicted model, not a curated record.
UGUGAAAAAGAACGACCUAGAAAGCUCCGAAAAAAGGGUCCAAAAUUUAUAUUUUCUUCUGGGAAGAAAUAUAUAUAAACCUAUUUUUAUAUGAUUAAAAAUUCUACCUCGAAGUCUUAACGUUCUCUUUACACGAUCACCCUUUUUCUUGUUUACACUUGUUUUCGGCCGCAGGGAUUUUUUUUUGUUGCACAAUUGGUGAGAGGUAUGACUGAAUUUCAUCAGAGAUUCCUCAGAUGAGAGAGAGAAACUCAUGCACUUCAGCACCUUUGUGAAGACUUUUCUGAGCAGCUCCAGCAGCUGAUGACCAAAGAGCACUGCCCUCAUCCACUGCCAGCAGGACUUACUUGCCCAUCACCUCUUGGAAGGACCCAACCAUGUUCCAGAGGUUCACCAGCAUCCUGUUUGGAGACGCUGUGGAGGAGGUCAGUGGAAGUCCAGCAGACGCGGGCUUCAACGAGAAGGAGGAUGAUGACGAGUGGAUCCUGGUUGAUUAUUUAGCUGAGGCCUGCUCAAGUGCCUGUGGAGAUGGCCUUUUGGACGUCUGCUCUGAGGACGUGUCUGCUCCUGACUGCCCGGUUCGCUGUUCGUCCUGCUCCUCCCUGGAUUCGGCGGCAGACACCGACCCCGAGGACGGAGGCUUCCUGCGCUUGGACGCGGCAGCGUGCGCUCUGGAGGAGAGCUGGUUCAUCACGCCGCCGCCCUGCUUCACGGCCGGAGGUCAAGCGCCCGUGCUGUUGGAGACCAGUCCUCUGGAGAACCUGCUGAUUGAACAUCCGAGCAUGUCUGUGUAUGCUGUGCACAGUCCUCGCCAGAGCUCAGCCAAGGACAACUCCAGUGAGCCCUCCAUCCACAGGACGGAAGUUCAGCGCCGGCCGAGCCAUCCUACUAGCUGCUAUGCAGCUGCUCUCGCCGCAAGCGCCGGACUCCUGGAACAGGCCAAACACGGUCGCCUAGCCCAGCGCAUCCGCGGCAACGUGGUACGGCAACAGCUGUCACGCAACGCUCUUCGCCGCCUCAAUCUGCUCCGUGAUGGGGGAGCCAGGCAGGCCAAAGCCACAGGGGGUUAUGUUCACCAGCCAGGUCAGAGGCAGUACAACUACUGAGGCCGUCACCAUCGCCCUCUCUCUCUCUCACUCGCUCACUCACUCACUCCCUUCCACUCCCUCUCCUCUAUUGCCAUUGUGAUGCUGGGAAUAUAUCUUUCACAAUGAUAAGACAGAGUCUUUGAGAAUCAAUGCCGUAGGUCACUUUACUCCACAGCAGGUUCCUUUCUCACCUAGGGAGUGUGGCUGAAUAAAAGCGAGGGCCCUAUGGUGCCUGUCAUAAGUGAAGUCAUUAUGUGCUUUAGCGUGUCUGUAUUUUGUCACAUAUGCCCCCCCUCUUCCUGUUAAAAGCCACUUCUCUGUCUCUGGAAUGUGACAUGAAAGAUCUUACAGAGAUUUUGUUAAAACUGUGUCAGCGUUCUGCUCCUUUAAAGCCAUAAGAUAUUCCAACGGUGUAAUUCAACAAUGCCACCUCUCUAGUUGGGAGUGAACCUGCUUGUGACAUUGUAAACCAGUGCUUUCACACUCUCUCUCUGUCUCCCCAUUUUUUUUUUUUUUUUUGAGAAGUGUAAAAUACUGGGUUUAUCACUAAAAGCCUUGUUUUCAUAGUAGAUUAUAAUCAUGUAAAAUGUAUUUAAAAAAAAAAAAACUUCCAAAAUAUUUUUAAAAGAAAAAAAUAUUGAAUAUAUUACAUAUCAGUAUGAAGUCGGUAUACCGUAUGAAAGUAUGUUAUCUACGUAUGUGUGUAAGCAGCAGUUUAUUUUUUGCUUAUGUUAGUGUGUGGUUUGUUGUAUGGCUGUGUAGUGCUAGUGUCAGAACAGGUAAAAAAAAAAAUGAGUGUUUUGCUGUUUUCUUUCAUUUUGUUGUAAAUCUGCAGUACACUUCUCAGGGUCAUGACCGUUCACCUUUACUCUAUAACUAAAAUGCAGAUUACUUGACAACUGUGUAUUGUCUUUGUACAUACUGGAAAACCUCUAAAUUUGUUUAAGUGUACAUUGCCUUGUGAAAAUGUUAGUAAUUCAUGGACAUUUGAAACAAAAUCUGUGUUUCUCACCUAGAAAAUGAAAGUGAAAUGCUUGCUCUUCAGCGGACUGUGAAAAUGAACUCUCUAGCUCUCUCUAGACUGUUAAAACCUUCAAAUUGGAGUGAAACUGUUAGUCUUUAAAGCAAACAUUAAUAUCUUUUUCAUUACAUUGAUUUCUUAUUGUGUAUAGUGUUUUAUGCCUUCUUGUAUUUUUAUUGCUUUGUUACAUUUAACAGUCAUAUGUGCUGAACUAAAUAUUUAAACCAAAAGUAGCAUCAAACUUUAACUCUGUAGUAGUUAUUAUUUUUUAUUGUUUUUCAUGUAGAUCUUUGGUCUGAUCUUUGAUCUGUCUAAACCAGCAUGGUGUCAUAUGUUUGUUUUGACUGCCAAGUUGUAAUUUGUUUUAAAUGAAUGGAUAGGACUGAAGUCAGCAAACCUAUAAACUCAGCGGUGUACAUCUGGAGUACAGACAUAACUCAAGGACAUAUGUAUUCACCUUAAGCUCUUUAACAAUUCACACAAGUCUGUGCUUCUUGCAAUGUAAUUAUUUAUGUUGUCAUUGUUUAAAUGUAGUUAGAGAAAUACACAGUGUAGUACAUGAACCUUGUUAGUAUGUGUGUGUACUGAUAUUUUCUGUCUCAAAUGAUAUAUUAUCUUCUCACCCCUGUUUAGAGAGAUCAGUAUGAAGCUUUUUUUUCUUUUCUGAUAAGAGUAAACAGUUCAAGAGGACAGAAGAAAUGUUGGAUAUCUUUAUUUUCCAUGAAUAAUGCUGGAAGAGCCCUUUCUUUUUCUGUUUAUGAUCGUAAAUUGUAAUGUUCACAACAGGGAUUCUUGUUCUUUUUUUCUUGCCUCGAAUUUCACUGAGGAUCAUGUGCCUUCCAAGGUUAACAAUAUGACAAUGCAUUAAUGAACUUGAACUCUGUCCAAAGGGAUGCAAACAUAAACAAAAGCUAAUUACUAUGCAUAGGGGUGUAGCCUUGUUUCUGUGAGCCACUUGCUCUGGACAAAUUUCUUACACAAAUGUAGCAAAUGUUUUUGUUUUUGGGUGAAGAGGAAUUUCUGUGGCAUUUCUCAUCAAGUGUUAGACUAUACUUUAAGUUGAUUUUAGUUUACUGAAAUAAUGCAGCACUUUGCCAAAAGUGUAAGGUUUUAACAUCAUUUUAUUUUGUCUGUUUUCCUGAUUGCAUACGUGUGUUUGGAUAAAUGGCAGAUGUGCUCGCCAAUUGUUUCGUAUGGACGCAAAAUUUGCUUCUGAAAAAGAUGUUAAUUUCGGUUGUAUUUGAUUACUUGUCAGUAUGUACACUCGGUCUUCAAUAAAUGUUUUAGUAAAAAAAAAAA